This is a messenger RNA of Rhododendron vialii, 895 nucleotides long. RefSeq names its product rapid alkalinization factor-like. Lineage: Eukaryota; Viridiplantae; Streptophyta; Magnoliopsida; Ericales; Ericaceae. The transcript has a single exon. The record is from RefSeq and is a predicted model, not a curated record. The coding region runs from base 359 to 733 and encodes 124 amino acids.
GAAACCGCGUUCGGUUUUGCCAGAACAGAAUUGAAAUGGAUGGACUCGCACUGUGGCUCAGUGGCUGUGAAUUGUGAUAACAGACCGUUACAGGGAAUUAAAUACUACUACUCUUCUGAUUACAAAAUCAAUCGUGUGGCAAUCAUGUGAAUUUGCAAGUAAAACACACAGGUAGUCAUCGUCCCUCUGACUUCUUUGAACUACAAAUACUCCUCCUUCCACAACUUCACAAUUACAAAAACCACAGCACAUCACCAAGGGGAGAGAGAGAGAGAGAGCAGCACAGCACAGCACAUCACAAAGGAGGGAGAGAGAGAGAGAGAGAGAGAGAGAGAGAGAGAGAGAGAGAGAGAACAAAAUGGCCACCUCUUCGUGUCUCUCCCAGAUCUUAAUCCUCUGCCUCGCCACCGCUCUGCUCGUCCUCGAAUCCCCACGCUCCGCGGCCGCCAGUGAAUCCCACGACCGGCGACUCCUCGGGUGGGCCACCACCAGAUCCGGAUGCCGUGGGACCAUCGCCGAGUGCCUCGCCGCCGACGACCAGGACGAGUCCGACUCAGAGAUCGGCAGCCGGCGCAUCCUGUCCACCUACGUCUACAUCAGCUACGGUGCGCUGCAGAGGAACACUGUCCCUUGCUCCCGACGCGGCGCCUCCUACUACAACUGCUACGGUAACAGUGCACAGGCCAAUCCCUACACCCGCGGGUGCACCGCCAUUACCCGUUGCAGGAGUUAGAUUCAGUUUCCCCUCAAUUUUUUUUCCCCAUUCUUUUUUAGCAAAAGUUACCCAUUUCUCAAUUUUCACAUUUUUUAGUAAACAUCCGAUGUGGUGGUCUUGUAAUGUUAUACAGAACGAAAAUCCUUUGUUGUGUUAUAUAUACAGAUCCUCUGUACCAAA